Messenger RNA from Chironomus riparius, 1091 nucleotides. NCBI's taxonomy places the organism in Eukaryota, Metazoa, Arthropoda, Insecta, Diptera, Chironomidae. The record is from the annotation of a GenBank genome assembly.
CAACCAUAAAAAUUGCGUAAAAGUAAACAAAACAAAAAUGUUAAGAAAUUUCUUAAAUAUAGCACGAACUAAGAUAAUAGCAGACAAUUUUUAUGGUAUAAAGUCAUUCAGAAGUUAUUCUACGGCCAACGAAGUCAUCGGACUCAAGUACAAUCCAAAUGUCGUUAAUUCACUUAUGGAAUUUGAAGGAAACUGGCCAGAAGAUGUAAAAGAGAAGUUUAUUCAGGAUAUGGGAGUUGUGGAAAAUUUCAUCAGUGAACAAGAAGAACAAGAAAUCUUAACUGAAAUUGAGCCGUACCUAAAGCGUUUAAAGUAUGAAAGAGAUCACUGGGAUGAUGCUAUAAACGUAUUCAGGGAAACUGAAAGAAAAUCAUGGUUUCCACAAAAUAGAACUAUAAUUAACAGACUCAUUCAAACUGCAUUUAAAAAAGGUACAAGCACUUUACCUCACAUCCAUGUUUUGGACCUAGCUGCUGACGGAGUAAUUAAGGCACACGUUGAUUCUGUACGAUUUUGUGGAACGACAAUUAGUGGGAUAUCAUUACUAACUGAUGCUAUAAUGAAAUUAGUUCAAAGUCCUACAGAUCCUUUUGAGGCACCAGAUGAAUACAGACAACAGCCGAAAAAUGACACAGCUAAUUUAUAUUCAUGUAAAGUUCUGCCACUUGGAUUCAUGAUUUACAUUAUAAUAUCCAUCAAUAUCAUCGCACAAUUGAAGCAAUUCUGGGUCUUCAACCUGUAACCAUAUUUUAUUGGGGCUGAAUAUUUCAGAAAGCCAACCUCUAUUUGGAUAUUCUGUGAAUUAAUUUGAUACAUUUAUGUAUUAAUGGAUGUUCCGAAAUUAAUUAAAGCAUUAUUUACCUUCUGUGAUUUUAAAACUACUGAAUAAAUUUAAUAAUUCAUUCAUCUUCAAAAUGUCCAGCAAUGUACAACUUCCUGAUCUGGAACAGUGAAUGAUUGUUGACAUCGACUUUUGAACUUAACUGGGUGAGAACUUUUCAAAAUAGUUUUCAAAUUUUUGAAAAUCGUUACAUGAUUUUACAUUCAAAUUUUUGAAAACUGUUUGGUUUCAAAAAUAAAAUUUACGUUAA